Diospyros lotus (date-plum) is the source of this 1478-nucleotide messenger RNA. RefSeq names its product ankyrin repeat-containing protein BDA1-like. Gene Ontology annotation, molecular function: protein binding. The record is from RefSeq and is a predicted model, not a curated record. Lineage: Eukaryota; Viridiplantae; Streptophyta; Magnoliopsida; Ericales; Ebenaceae. The transcript is spliced from 2 exons. Bases 28 to 1380 code for a protein of 450 amino acids.
CGUCCAUCAAAGAGAGAUAGAGGGGAAAUGGAGCAGAUGCUAUGUGAAGCAGCAAUCACUGGGAAUGUUAACUCGCUGCUCGGAAUCCUUCAACAAGACGCACUGAUUCUCCAUAGAGUUUCAGCGAAUUGCCUCAACUCGAGCCCUCUCCACCUCGCUGCAUCGCGGGGGAACGCCGAGUUCGUGAGACUGCUUCUGCAAACCAAUUCAGAGCUCGCCGGUGCUUUGGAUUCGCGGCAGAGGUCGCCGCUACACUUGGCGGCAGCCAAUGGGUUCCUCGACACAGUCCGAGAGCUGGUCAAUGUCAGCCCGGAGAUGUGCCGAUCUCGCGACCGGGACGGCGCGAAUCCGCUCCACCUGGCGGCGAUGAAGGGCAAGGUGGAGGUGUUGGAUGAAUUGGUUUGGAAGUGCCCGCAUGCCGCCCUAGCCAGGCUCGACGGCGGCGCCACUGUUUUGCACCUCUGCGUGAUGCAUGAUCAGUUGAAUGCUCUGGCCCUUUUGCUGCACAGAAUCACGUGCCUGCAGCUCGUCAACGCCAAGGAUGACAACGGCAACACAAUCCUGCAUCUAGCUGUCAUGUACAAACGAUUUGAGAUUGUUAGACACAUGGUUAAGGAGAGCAAAAUAGACGUCAAUGCAACAAAUUCAAGCGGACACACAGCAAUGGACAUUCUUUCUCUUGCAAAGAGUAGCGACAGAGGGCCAGACAAGUUGAUUCUCGACAUGGAAGAGUUCCUCACAGAAUCCAAAGCUAAGAAAGGCAAAAGCCUCGCACAGGAAGACUGGGUGACUAAGAAAAGGGAUGCUCUAAUGGUGGUGGCAUCACUGAUCGCCACAAUGGCUUUCCAAGCCGGGGUGAAUCCUCCAGGAGCGGUCUGGCAAGAAGAUAAUGAUAAACACCGAGCUGGUGAAGCAGUGAUGGCUUACAACUAUCCAGAUUCAUACCACUACUUCCUGCGGUCCAACACCAUAGGCUUCGUGGCAUCGUUGAGCACCAUCUUGUUGCUCAUCAGUGGCUUUCCAUUUAGGAGAAGGGCCUUUAUGUGGAUUCUGGUGGUGAUCAUGUGGCUGGCCAUUUCUGCUACGGCUUUCAGCUACGCGUUUGCCAACGUUGUGAUCACGCCCAAGAAGGAUCGGGGGUCGCUCAGUGACACCAUUCUUGUUGCAGUCAUCGUAUGGUGCAGUGUUAUGGGGCUUCUUCUACUCGUCCAUACGGGUCGCUUGAUAGCGACCAUUAUCCAAGAGAAACACAAUAUUAGAAGCAACGCUUUUGAUAGGAUUUUUAGGUUUCGGCUCGGAAGGAAAAACCAAACUCCAACAGAUCCCAACUUAGGUUAUGGGAACCAGUCCGUAAUGUUUAAACUUCCUGCUGAAGAUUGAACUUCAAUUUGAUAGGAUUUUUACGCAUCAAUUUUGUACGUACUCUCAUGGUUAGGAUGUACCCCCAACACAAAUAAAUGAAGGGUAAUUUUUCAAUA